AUGAAAUUCGCUAUCGUUACCUUUUUUACUUUGGCCUUGGCUUUGGGCGUUCAAUCAUCCAUAAUUCCCUGGGGUGGUGUAGUGACACAAGUGGCUGGAGGUCCUCUUGCACACACAUCUGUUAUAUCCCCACUUGGUUUACCUUGGGGUGCUGGUGUUGUAUUAGGUCAUCCACAUGCUGCUAUCUCCGUACACGGUCCUGCUGCUGUAGCAGUACAUGGCCCCGCUGCUAUUCCAGCCGCUGUACAUGUUCCCGCUGUUGUAGGUGGCCACGCUAGUUAUGUUGCCAAAACCCGUGGUGCUGUUCACUCUGCUCCCUUGGCCGGUCAUCUCAACUCGGUAGCUAAUGUAAAUGUAGCCCCAGCUCCCGGAACCUGGUAA
Calliphora vicina (urban bluebottle blowfly) is the source of this 381-nucleotide messenger RNA. RefSeq names its product adult cuticle protein 1-like. The record is from RefSeq and is a predicted model, not a curated record. The coding region runs from base 1 to 381 and encodes 126 amino acids. NCBI's taxonomy places the organism in Eukaryota, Metazoa, Arthropoda, Insecta, Diptera, Calliphoridae. The transcript is spliced from 2 exons.